Messenger RNA from Gracilinanus agilis (Agile Gracile Mouse Opossum), 837 nucleotides. Its product is annotated as structural maintenance of chromosomes protein 6-like. NCBI's taxonomy places the organism in Eukaryota, Metazoa, Chordata, Mammalia, Didelphimorphia, Didelphidae. The annotation marks the transcript as partial. The record is from RefSeq and is a predicted model, not a curated record. Gene Ontology annotation, biological process: double-strand break repair via homologous recombination. Gene Ontology annotation, cellular component: site of double-strand break; Smc5-Smc6 complex; nucleus. The transcript is spliced from 8 exons. Gene Ontology annotation, molecular function: damaged DNA binding; single-stranded DNA binding.
CUCUGCUGCCGUGUCCAUCACGCUGAGGAACCGCGGCGAGGAUGCCUUCAAGCCGGCCGUGUAUGGCGAGUCCAUCACGGUGCACCAGCACAUCAGCGUCGAGGGCAGCCGCAGCUACAAGCUCAAGGGCCAGACGGGGAACCUGGUUUCUUCGAAGAAGGAAGAGCUGACGGCGAUCCUGGACCACUUUAACAUCCAGGUGGACAACCCCGUCUCGGUUCUGACCCAGGAGAUGAGCAAACAGUUCCUGCAGUCCAAGAAUGAAGGUGACAAGUACAAGUUCUUCAUGAAGGCCACCCAGCUGGAGCAGAUGAGGGAGGAUUACUCGUACAUCAUGGAGACCAAGGCCAGGACCCAGGACCAGAUCGAGCAAGGAGAGGAGCGCCUGCAGGAGCUCCGGCGCCAGUGCCUGGAGAAGGAAGAGCGCUUCCAGAGCAUCGCCGACCUGAGCGUCAUGAAGAGGAAGCUGGAGGAGCUCAAGCACGAGAUGGCCUGGGCCCUGGUGGGCGAGUACGAGAGUGAGACCGAGGAGAUCCGGGCCAGCAUCGGCGUGGGCGAGCAGCGCACGGCCCGGCUCAGCCAGAAGGUGGAGGCCUGGCAGGCCAAGGUGCAGGCGGCCGAGGAGAGGCUGAAGGCCAUCCAGGACCAGCUGGAGCACAUCAGCGAGGAGGCCAUCGCCCUGGAGCCGCGCUGCAUCCACGCCAAGGAGGACCUGAUCCGCAAGAAGAAGGCCUACAACGACGCCGAGGUGCUGUACAACCGCUGCCGCAGCGAGUACCGCAGCCUGGCCAAGGACGGCGAGCAGCUCCAGGCCCGGAUCCAGGAGCUCAAGAGGAG